ACAAGUUGCAUACCACAGCAUUAAAGACAGACAGCAUCACUUCCUUGAUUUCACGGGACAGAGAGCGAGUCUCCUCCCACUCGAGUGGCAUAUUGGUGAGAAAAAGCCUCGUUUGUCUCACGGGAAGAAGUUGAAAAUAUGAAGAAACGCCACUGUUAGAGGAAUCACAAUUCAAAAGUCAAGGGCUCAGCACAUCUCUUCUCCGGGCGGCUGGAUUAUUAAAAUGUGUUACUGCCAAAGCGAAGAAACAAGUGGGUUGAGACACUGAGUCGACUGGACACAUUGCGCUGGAUCAGAGGGUUUUAAAGUAUCGGAAAAACUACUGAAACAUUUGCAGAUAUGUCUGAACACUUAUUUUGUUUCCUUCACAUUGGGGAUAUCGUGUCUCUGUAUGCAGAGGGAACUGUGAAUGGAUUUAUCAGCACUUUAGGGUUGGUGGAUGACCGAUGUGUGGUGCAACCUGAGGCUGGGGAUCUUACAAACCCACCAGACAAAUUCAGAGAUUGUCUCUUCAAGGUGUGUCCUAUGAAUAGGUACUCUGCACAGAGACAGUUCUGGAAGGCAAAACAGGGAAAACAUGGGAACAACACACAGGGAGACCUCUUCAAGAAAUUACAGCAUGCAGCGGAAAUGGAGCAAAAACAGAACGAUACUGAGAAGAAGAAAUUACUGGGAGAGGUUGUCAAAUAUAGUCGGGUUAUACAGCUUCUCCAUAUUAAGAGUAAUAAGUACCUGACAGUGAAUAAGCGUCUUCCGGCCCUGCUGGAGAAGAACGCCAUGCGUGUUUCUCUGGACCCUUCGGGAAAUGAGGGCUCCUGGUUCUGCAUCCAGCCUUUCUGGAAGCUACGCAGUGAAGGAGACAAUGUGGUGCUUGGAGAUAAAGUGGUUCUAAUGCCUGUAAACGCGGGGCAGCCUCUCCACGCCAGCAACAUCGAACUCCUGGAUAACCGUGGCUGCAGAGAGGUUAACGCUUUGAACUGCAACACCAAUUGGAAGGUCACUCUUUUCAUGAAAUUCUGUAAAUACAGAGAUGACAUAUUAAAAGGGGGGGAUGUGGUGAGGUUGUUUCAUGCCGAGCAAGAAAAGUUUCUUACUUGUGAUGAGUACAAGAAACAGCAGUAUGUCUUCUUACGAACCACUCUCCGCCAAUCAGCAACCUCUGCCACCAGUUCAAAAGCUCUAUGGGAAGUGGAGGUUGUACACUCUGACCCCUGCAGAGGAGGAGCCGGCCAGUGGAACAGCCUGUUUCGCUUCAAACACCUCGCCACAGGCCACUACCUUGCGGCAGAGGUGCACAUUCCAUCUCUACAUUGUUUAGUCCUUACCCGAAACUCAUCCGUUUUUUCCGUUCUCCCUGCUUUGCAUAAUUCAGUCAUGGUUAAAGAGCUGUUUAGUAUAUGGUUUGACAUGACCAACACAGGCACUUUGUACUCUAAAAAGAAGUGGCAGGCUUACAAGAUCCCAUACACCCUUUUGUCAGUGCCCCAUGGCAAUGACAUCGCCUCUCUUUUUGAACUGGAUGCCACCACCUUACAGCGGGCAGACUGCCUAGUUCCCAGGAAUUCCUAUGUCAGACUCAGGCACUUGUGCACAAACACUUGGGUGACCAGUACUAACAUUCCCAUUGAUGUUGAGGAGGAACGACCCGUUAUGCUCAAGAUCGGCACCUGUCAAAUGAAGGAGGACAAGGAGGCAUUUUCCAUUAAUUCUGUCCCCCUAUCAGAGGUCCGAGAUUUGGACUUUGCCAACGAUGCCAACAAGGUCCUGGAGAUGUAUGUGCAUAUAUUGGGCAUCAGCAAUUUUGCAGCAGCAAAUGAACGCAGGUUUACUAUUAAGCUUUUGGAGGAUCUGAUCUUCUUUGUGUGCGACAUGCCGAACAAUGGACAGGACGUGUUGUCUGUGGUCAUUUCGAACCCCAGCAGAGAGAGGCAGAAACUCAUGAGAGAGCAAAACAUCCUGGCACAGAUCUUUGGAAUUCUUAAAGCGCCAUUUUCUGAGAUUAAAGACCCGCUCAUGCCGAAACUGGAGGAUAUGGGGGAGCAGCGCAACGCUCCGUUUAAGUACAUGCUACAAUUGUGUUACAGAAUUCUGCGCCAUUCCCAACAAGAUUACCGCAAGAAUCAGGAGUACAUAGCCAAGAAUUUUUCCAUCAUGCAGGCUCAAAUCGGCUAUGAGAUCCUGGCCGAAGACACAAUCACUGCUCUCCUGCACAACAACCGCAAGCUGUUAGAAAAACAUAUCACUGCACGUGAGAUUGAGACCUUUAUCAAACUUCUGCGCAGGAACCGAGAGCCCAGGUUUCUGGAUUAUUUGUCUGACCUUUGCGUCUCCAACAAAACAGCCAUUCCUAUCACUCAGGAGCUAAUUUGCAAAUUCAUGCUGAACCCCAGCAACGCAGACAUCCUCAUCCAGACCAAACUGAUCCCACACACAGAGACCUCUCUGGAGUCAUCUUUAAUCCAGGAGGAUGGUGAUGAUGAAGAGGUGUGGCUAUACUGGAAUGAUAACGACAAAGAGCCUCAUGGGAAGUCUAUCCGCCACCUGGCCCAGGAUACCAAGGAUGGACAAAAAUUGGACAUUGACAUCAUCACCUACUACAGGUGUCAACUCAAUCUUUUCGCUAAAAUGUGCCUGGACCGGCAGUAUCUGGCCAUCAAUCAGAUUUCCAAUCAGCUGCCGGUAGAUCUAAUCCUGCGCUGCAUGUUUGAUGACUGCCUGCCUUACAACCUUCGUGCCUCAUUUUGUCGUUUAAUGCUGCACAUGCACGUGGACCGCGACCCACAGGAGGCCGUGGUGCCCGUUCGUUAUGCGCGUCUCUGGACUGAGAUACCUUCCAAGAUCUCUGUCAAUGAGUAUGAUUAUGAGUUCAGAGACACGUCCAGAGAGGAGAUGAAGAGAAAGUUUGCCCCUACUAUGCAUUUUGUGGAUGAAUAUCUCAAAGAUGUGUUCAGUCAGCCUGAUCCCUUUGGAGACAAAGAGAAGAAUGAACUGACUCUUGAGGUGGUCCACCUGGCACGUAACCUGGUCUACUUUGGCUUCUACAGCUUUAAUGCGCUGCUGUGCCUCACGCGCACCCUGCUGGCCAUCCUGGACAUUGUCCAACCCACUUCCACAUUUAUGUUCAAACUCAACAAGAGCCCUGAGGGAGAUUAUAUUUCGGACUUUGCUAAGGAGAGGAACUCUGUGGACCUCGAUGAUGAAGGCGGUCAGACGUUUCUGCGGGUGCUUAUUCACCUCAUCUUGCUGGUUUCUGAGGAGGAUGUGGAAAAUUAUAAGAAAAUUAAGGCAAGCCUGGACCAGCUGCGUCUGACAGUGGAAAAGUCUGAGCUGUGGGUCGAGAAGAGUGGAGGUUAUGGCAAUGAAGACAAUGCUGAGAAUCAAAACAAAGAGCAGAAUUUGGAGGAAGUGGGUAUCUUGAGCCCAGUGCAGGAUGGGAGCAGUAAACCUCAAAUAGACAGCAACAAAGCCAACAACUACAAAAUUGUCAAAGAGAUCCUGCUGAGUCUUAGUAAACUCUGCUCUCCUGGUAAGAAGAUCCGUGUGCAGCAGCAGAGGCUGCUGAAGAACAUGGGAGCUCACACUGUGGUGCUAGACCUCCUCCAGAUCCCGUAUGAGAAGGGGGACGAAAAGAUGGACGAGAUCAUGAUUCUAGCCCACACUUUCCUUCAGUACUUCUGCAGAGAUAAUCCUCAGAACCAGGCGCUGCUGCACAAACACCUCAACCUCUUCCUCACACCUGGGCGUCUAGAGGCAAAAACCAUGUGCUACAUCUUCAGGAACAACUACCACCUGUGCAACGAGAUCAGCGACCGCGUGGUGCAUCACUUCGUGCACUGCAUCGAGACCCACGGCCGUCACGUGCAGUACCUGCAGUUCCUCCAAACCAUUGUGAAAGCCGAUGGCAAAUACGGGAAGGAAUGUCAAUGCAAAGUCAUGAAUGAGCUGGUGAACGGAGGAGAAGACGUGUUGGUUUUCUACAAUGACCGUGCCUCCUUCCCUGUGCUGCAAAAUAUGAUGUCGUCUAAGCGAGAUGAGAACGAUGCUCUGGCGUACCACAUCACUCUGGUGGAGCUGCUGGCAGCCUGCACCGAGGGCAAGAACGUUGAUACAGAGCUCAAGUGCAACUCACUUCUGCCGCUUGAUGAUAUUGUCAAAGUGGUCACGUACGAAGGCUGCAUUCCAGAGGUAAAAAUAUCAUACGUAAAUUUCGUGAAUCACUGCUAUGUGGACACUGAGGUGGAGAUGAAGGAGAUCUACACCAGCAAUCACAUUUGGAAACUCUUCGACAAUUUCCUUGUAGACAUGACUAGGGUGUCUAUCGGCUACACAGACAGGAAGCAUGCUGAUACAUGCCUCGAAAAAUACGUCACUGAUACCAUCAUGGCCAUCGUCAAGGGCUUCUUCGGCUCCCAGUUCUCUGUCAGCAACUCAAACCUGCAGGCCCAUCAAGCAACUUUCAUUAAGCUGCUGCAGUCUGCCUGCAGACUCUACAACUGCACCUGGCUCAACUCCCUGCAGAAGACGAACAUUGAGGGUUGCAUCAAAACCCUUGCUGAUGUCGCUAAGAGCCGGGCCAUCCCCGUUCCAGUGGACCUGGACGGUCAGGUCAAUACCCUGUCGCUAAAGACACACACUAUCAUGGUGCAGCGUGCAGUGAAAGACUGGAAGCUGUCAACCCGCGGCCGACCCCGUAAGGAGCCCUUUGGGGCCCAUGAUUACAGGAUCAUUGAGAAACUACAGGGAGUCGUUGUGUAUCUGGAGGAACGGUUUAGUCCACAGGUGCAGGCAGAGUUUUCUGUAUUAGUAGACGUGCUGCAAAGCCCAGAGAUGCUGUUUCCUGAGUCUGCUCGGCUCCGCAGUGAGGAUGGGGCCUUCAUGUCUAAACUCAUCAAACACACCAAGAAACUGAUGGAGAAAGAGGAGAAGCUGUGUAUUAAGAUCCUGCAGACCCUGCGAGAGAUGCUGGAUAGGAAAGAAAUAUUCAAGGAAAAGGGUAACUCACUGAGGAAAAGUCUCCUUACACACUACUUUGGCAACCAGCGGCCCCACGCCAAAGCCCUGGAGUACAGCAGCGGGAACAGUUCUUCCUCUGGAGGUGGUUCUCCAGGACAGGAUUCUGAUAAGCCAGGCACUAGUAUAACAGACAUCCAAUGUGCGCUGGACAACGUGGGGGCGUCCGAGCUCGUCAUCGACCUCAUCGUCAGCACUAAGAACGACCGUAUCUUUGAGGAGAGCAUUUUACUGGGCAUUGCACUCCUGAGAGGAGGAAAUACACAGAUUCAGAACUCUUUCUACAAUCAGCUGCACAAGCAGAAGAAGUCUGAGAAGUUCUUCAAGGUCUUCUAUGAUCAAAUGGAGCUGGCGCAGAAAGCGAUCCGCUCCAGUGUGUCAGUCAACAUGUUUGAGCUCAGCUGCAGGAAGAGAGAGGAGGAGGGCGAGGGCUCUGGAAUCAGACAUAAAAAAGUUCGAGACUCCUUGCACCUCAGAGAAGACAUUCGGGGUCAGCUUAAAGAUGCCUCCUCUGUCACCUCCAAAGCCUACAGCACCUUUCGCCUGGAAGUGUACCCCGAGAUGGAGUCGAUGGGAUCGGGAGGGGACGGGAUGGAGGAGGUGGUGGAGGAGACCCAGAUGAGUCAGGCCAUCACCAUCAUGAAACCCAUCCUACGCUUCCUUCAGCUGCUCUGUGAGAAUCAUAACAGGGACUUGCAGAACUUUCUGCGAGAUCAGAACAACAAAACCAAUUAUAACCUGGUGUGCGAGACGCUGCAGUUUCUCGACUGUAUCUGUGGCAGUACAACGGGAGGGCUGGGACUGCUGGGGCUCUACAUUAAUGAGAGGAAUGUGGACCUGGUCAAACAGACACUAGAGACCAUCACAGAGUACUGCCAGGGUCCUUGCCACGAAAACCAGACAUGCAUAGCCAGGCAUGAGUCAAACGGCAUUGACAUUAUCAUCGCUCUCAUUGUGAACCCAAUUGAUCCGCUGGGGAAGAACCGACUUGACCUUGUGCUCGAGCUGAAGAACAAUGCAUCUAAACUUCUUCUGGCCAUCAUGGAGAGUCGUCAUGACAGCGAGAAUGCAGAUAAGAUCCUGUACAAGAUGAGACCCAAUGAACUGGUUGACGUGAUCAAGGAGGCUUACGUUCAAGGAGAUGAGAGUGAGAUUGAUCACGAGACAUCAGAUCAGAUCAGACCUAAAGAUGUUGGGCACAACAUCUACAUCCUGGCCCAUCAGUUGGCACGCCACAGAAAAAAUCUUCAGCAGAGUUUGAAACCUGGCCCAGACCCUACCAUAGAAGGAGAGGCAACGCUUCUAUACUAUGCCAACCACACCGCUCAGAUAGAGAUCGUCCGCCAUGACCGCACAAUGGAGCAGAUCGUGUUUCCUGUGCCCAACAUCUGCGAGUACUUAACAGAAGAAUCAAAAGUGCGCGUGUUCACCACAACAGAGCGAGACGACCAGGGCAGCAAGGUCAACGACUUCUUCCAGCAGUUUGAUGACCUCUACAAUGAGAUGAGGUGGCAGAAGAAAAUAAGAAAUAAUACACCACUUUUCUGGGUGUCAAAACAUAUAUCUCUAUGGGGGAGUAUCUCCUUUAACAUGGCUGUGCUAAUCAACUUGGCUGUCGCUCUUUUCUACCCAUUUGGAGAUGAUGGAGAUGAAGGUGUCUUGCCACCGUUCUUGUCCAUCUUGCUUUGGGUGGCAGUGGUCGUGAGCACCUUCACGUUGUUUGUUCUUCCCCAGCGUGGAGGUAUCCUGGCGUUCCUGGUCACCGUCAUCUUCCGUUCUAUUUACACGCUGGGCUUAGGACCCACACUGCUGCUUCUGGGAGCCGCCAACCUGCUGAAUAAAAUCGUGUUCCUGGUUAGUUUUGUGGGGAACCAGGGCACGUUCACACGAGGGUACAAAGCAGUUAUCAUGGACGUCUUCUUCCUUCUGCAUGUCAGUUACGUCAUCGUUUGCAUGCUGGGUCUGUUCGUACAUGAGUUUUUCUACAGUAUCCUGUUGUUUGAUCUUGUGCGAAGAGAGGAAACGCUCCUAAACGUGAUGAGGAGCGUGACGAAGAACGGCCGCUCCAUCUUCCUCACAGCUGCUCUGGCUAUCAUCCUGGUCUACCUCUUCUCCAUUGUGGGCUUCCUUUUCUUUAAAGAUGACUUCCUCAUGCAAGUCGACCGCCUCCCUGCUUUAAAGAAGAUGAAUGUGAAGGAGUCUAUGAGCUGCCAGAGUGAGACCUGUUCUAACUCCCCUUUUAGUUCUAACCACGAAGAGGAUGAAGAUGGUACAGAGCGUGUGUGUGACACCCUGCUGAUGUGCAUCAUUACGGUUCUGAACCACGGGCUGAGGAAUGGAGGAGGAAUUGCAGAUGUUCUGCGCAAGCUCUCCAAAGAGGUGAACGGAAUAUCAUCAAUGCAGCACACUCAGACAUCCGUAGUGAAGAAUCCACCCAACAACCUGUGGAUCAUCGCUGCAGUGCUAGCACCCAUCGGUGUGGUGACCCUCAUCAUCAUCAUCAUCACCACGGUGCUGUGUCACAAAAACAAGAGCGAUUUCAAAAGCGAUCCCAUUGGAAACUUCAACCCUCGAGUCAAGACUGCUUACUGGAGAGACGUGGGUUAUUACCCUCAGGUAGUUAUUCAGCUCUUCAAUCAUCUCACCUGCUGCUAUGGACUCCUGAUUGUGGGCUCUUUCUUUGAAGAACCUUUCAUUUUUAUUAUCUGCUCAUCUUCAGGCCUUGAGAGAGACAAGUUUGAUAACAAGACUGUGUCGUUUGAGGAGCACAUCAAGUCAGAGCACAGCAUGUGGCACUAUUUGUACUUCCUGGUGUUGGUGAAGGUGAAGGACCCCACCGAGUACACGGGCCCCGAGAGCUAUGUGGCCCAAAUGAUUAAGGAGAAGAAUCUGGACUGGUUUCCACGGAUGCGGGCCAUGUCUUUGGUAAACUCGGAGGGAGAGAGCGAACAGAAUGAGAUCCGAUUGGUGCAGGAAAGGCUGGACACCACUGUCACUCUCAUGGCUCAGCUGACUUCCCAGCUGUCCGAGCUUAAAGAACAGAUGACAGAGCAAAGGAAGAAUAAACAGAGAUUGGGCUUCCUGGGACCAUCACAGAUGAACCAUCAGAUCCCCCCUGCACACUGAGGAUGCUCUUCACACACAGAUGCUGAUGUUCACACCAUGAACUACACUACACUCAUGGUGAUAUCACACUUUACAUCAUGACAGGACAGUUGUCCAGUUAGAUCCUACAGUCCUACAGACUUGAGCGUCAUUUUGUAAGUGUUUCCUCGUUUAGAUCUUAUAGACGGAGGACGUUUGGAAACAUACAGAGUGUGUUUGCUUGGAAAAUCAUGAACUCUACACAUAUGAGGGCUUACGCCAGAUGACUCAGACAGUCUUUGGACGGGCUGUCUGCCUUUUUUCUCUCCUUUUUUUUUUUUUUUAAGCGUCAAAUAUUAACUCCCUCACAUUUUAAUUACCCUGUCCAUAACUUGAGUAUUGCUGUAAUUCAAAGUGGACUUUAGUCUGUGUUGGAAUAACUGGAGAGAUAAAGUACCUCUAAACAAUUUAAUAAUUUUUUUAUAAUUCAAAUUCAGCAUUACUUUAAUGACUGGAAAACAUUCUCAUCUCAUAAUCAGACAAUCACGUGACCGUUGGAAUCUGUUUGCGUCACCUUCUACGAAGACCUAAACGCUAGUCUUAACUCUUAAAUGAUGAUCAUUUUUAUU
Messenger RNA from Sinocyclocheilus rhinocerous, 8723 nucleotides. RefSeq names its product inositol 1,4,5-trisphosphate receptor type 2-like. Bases 340 to 8136 code for a protein of 2598 amino acids. The record is from RefSeq and is a predicted model, not a curated record. Gene Ontology annotation, molecular function: inositol 1,4,5 trisphosphate binding; inositol 1,4,5-trisphosphate-gated calcium channel activity. Gene Ontology annotation, cellular component: endoplasmic reticulum; membrane. Gene Ontology annotation, biological process: calcium ion transmembrane transport. The transcript is spliced from 55 exons. NCBI's taxonomy places the organism in Eukaryota, Metazoa, Chordata, Actinopteri, Cypriniformes, Cyprinidae.